This is a messenger RNA of Gongylonema pulchrum, 264 nucleotides long. Lineage: Eukaryota; Metazoa; Nematoda; Chromadorea; Rhabditida; Gongylonematidae. The record is from the annotation of a GenBank genome assembly.
AUGAAUGCGCAACUGAUCAAAGCACGGAUAAACGUAACUGUUGACUUCAAAGGCAGCAUCAGCAGCCUGCAGUUUUACUAUGACCGACAGUACUGCAUCGAAGUAAAUGUGCUGCAGGAAGGAUGUGUUGCGAUGGUGUCCGAGAAUGAUGGACUUGAAACCUACAGGGCGUUUUGUUGCUGUCUAGAAAAAUGCGAGAGUGUUGGCCACGCGAUCCAAGCGAUGCAGAAGAGUUUCGAAGAUGCUCUGUUUGGCAACUACUGA